AUGAUUGGAAUAUUGUUACUCGUUUCCGCCGUGACACUCGUCUACGUCUACCUCAAGUGGAACUUCAGCUACUGGGACCGCAAGGGAUUCCCCUCUGCUGGGGCUACUAUUCCUUUCGGAGUCCUGGAUUCUGUUACGAAAGGAAAGAGGUCCUUCGGCAUGGCCAUCAGCGAUCUGUACAACUCCACGAAGGGAUCUAUAGUGGGAAUGUACAUCACCCUGCGACCGGCUUUGCUAAUCCGAGAUGCUCAGCUGGCGCACGAUGUCCUGGUGAAGGACUUCAGCAGCUUCCACGAUCGGGGAGUCUAUGUGGACGAGGAGAACGAUCCCAUCUCGACCGGCCUGUUCUCGCUGGAGGGAGCCAGUUGGAGGGCCCUGCGGACCAAGCUCUCCCCCUCGUUCACCUCCGGCAAGUUGAAGGCCAUGUUCGAGACCUCCGACGCAGUGGGCGAUAAGUUGGUGGCCCACUUGAACACUCUACUGCCACAAUCGGGCAGCAAGGUGGUGGAAAUAAAGGAGCUCUUUGCCACGUAUGCUGUUGACAUCAUAGCCUCGACUAUUUUCGGCCUGGAUGUAGACAGCUUCGCGAAUCCCAACAAUGAGUUCGUGGACAUCAGUAAGAAGUUCAACCGCAACACCUUCACCGACAAGGUUCGUGGAGCCACUCUACUUCUGUAUCCUGGCCUAGAAAAGGCCUUCGUGCGCUUGGGCUGGAAGCAGGAGGCCACUGAGGCCAUGCGUGAGCUCUCCAGCCGGACAAUCGAUCUCAGGGAGAAGAACAACAUCGUUCGAAAGGAUAUGCUUCAGCUACUGCUGCAGUUGAGAAACCAGGGAAAGAUCAGCACCGACGAUUCGGUCUGGACGGCGGAGCACUCCAAGCAGGGAGUGAAGAACAUGUCCAAGGAUCACAUUGCGGCGCAGCUGUUUGUGUUUUAUGGCGCUGGUUUCGAGACCACAUCAGCCACAGCAUCCUUCACACUCUUCGAACUCUCCCAGAAUCCCGAGGUGAUGGCUAAGGCGAAGGAGGACGUUAGAGAAGCCAUUGAAAGGAAUGGUGGCAAGCUGAACUACGACGCCGUCCAAGACAUGAAAUAUCUAGAGGCCUGUGUUUUAGAGACCGCUCGCAAGUAUCCUGCUCUUCCGAUUCUAAACAGGGUCUGCACCCAGGACUAUCCCGUCCCCGAUUCCAAGUUGGUGAUUCAGAAGGGCACUCCCAUCGUGAUCUCCCUCAUCGGAAUGCAACGCGAUGCCGAGAACUUCCCCGACCCUCUAAGCUACCAGCCCGAACGAUAUUUGGAUGGAAAUCAGGACUAUAAUCGGGCCGCCUUCUUGCCUUUCGGUGAUGGACCGCGAGUGUGCAUUGGAGCCCGCAUGGGUAAGGUGAAUGUUAAGCUGGCGCUGGCCAAGGUCCUUACCCAUUUCAAUGUGGAGAUCAGUCCGGAGAAGCGGGAAAUAGAGUUCAGUCCCCACGGACUUACCUUGGUAGCCGAGGGGGGCGUGCCCAUCAGGAUCUCCCGCAAGCAGUAG
Molecule: messenger RNA, 1527 nt
Organism: Drosophila bipectinata
Lineage: Eukaryota; Metazoa; Arthropoda; Insecta; Diptera; Drosophilidae
Product: probable cytochrome P450 6d5
Molecular function (GO): oxidoreductase activity, acting on paired donors, with incorporation or reduction of molecular oxygen; iron ion binding; heme binding
Source: RefSeq, a predicted model, not a curated record